AUGCCCGCUCUGCCCCUGGACCAACUCCAGAUCACCCACAAGGACCUGAAGACAGGAAAGCUGAGGACUUCGCCUGCGCUGCACCCCGAGCAGAAGGCAGACCGGUAUUUUGUGUUAUACAAACCGCCCCCUAAAGACAACAUUCCCGCCCUAGUGGAGGAAUACCUGGAACGCGCCACCUUCGUAGCCACUGACCUGGACUGGCUCCUGGCCCUGCCGCAUGAUAAAUUCUGGUGCCAGGUCAUCUUCGACGAGACCCUGCAGAAGUGCCUGGACUCCUACCUGCGCUAUGUGCCCCGGAAGUUCGACGAGUGGGUGGCCCCGGCCCCCGAGGUUGUUGACAUGCAGAGGCGCCUCCACCGCAGCGUUUUUCUCACCUUCCUCCGUAUGUCCACGCACAAGGAAUCCAAAGAUCACUUCAUCUCGCCCUCUGCUUUCGGAGAAAUCCUCUACAACAACUUUCUGUUCGACAUCCCAAAGAUCCUGGACCUCUGCGUGCUUUUUGGAAAAGGCAACGCCCCGCUGCUGCAAAAGAUGAUAGGAAACAUCUUUAUCCAGCAGCCAAGUUACUAUAAUGACCUGGACGAAACCAUGCCCACCAUCCUUCAGGUCUUCAGCAAUAUCCUCCAGCACUGUGGUCUGCGUGGGGACGGGGCCAGUGCCACGCCCCAGAGGCUCGAGGAGAGGGGCCGGCUCACCCCCAGCGACAUGCCUCUCCCGGAGUUAAAGGACGUCGUCCUCUACCUUUGUGAUACCUGCACUACCCUCUGGGCCUUUCUGGACAUCUUCCCUCUGGCUUGUCCGACCUUCCAGAAACACGACUUCUGUUACAGGCUAGCUUCCUUUUACGAAAUAGCCAUUCCCGAACUGGAGUCUGCAAUUAAGAAGAGGAGGCUUGAAGACAGCAAGCUGCUAGGUGACCUGUGGCAGAGGCUCUCCCAUUCCAGGAAGAAGCUGCUGGAGAUUCUCCACAUCCUCCUGAAUCAGACCUGCCUCCUCCCAGUCCUGGAAAGCAGCUGUGACAACGUCCAGGGCUUCAUCGAAGACUUCCUUCAGAUCUUCAGCUCCUUCCUGCAGGAGAAGAGGUUCCUUCGGGAUUACGAUGCACUCUUCCCCGUGGCCGAUGAUGUCAGCCUUCUGCAGCAGGCCUCAUCCUCCCUGGACGAGACACGGACCGCCUACAUCCUCCAGGCGGUCGAGAGUGCCUGGGAAGGGGUGGACCGGAGGAAAGCCACCGACGCCAGAGACCCGCCCGCAGCUGAGAACCUUAACGGGGUGGGGGAGGCGGCGGAGGCGGUCAGCGGGCUCUCCACACUCCCGCAGGAGGAGGAGUGCCUGGGGGCGGCUGCAGCCCCGGGCCCCACCGUGUGCGGUGUGGAGCUGGACUCGCUCAUCUCCCAAGUGAAGGACCUGCUGCCGGACCUCGGCGAGGGCUUCAUCCUGGCCUGCCUGGAGCACUACAGCUACGACCCCGAGCGGGUGAUCAACAACAUCCUGGAAGGGCGGCUGGCCCCCACCCUCGGCCAGCUGGACCGCGGCCUGGACAGACAGGUGAAGCCAGACCCGACGCCCCUGGUGACGUCCCGUCACAACGUCUUCCAGAAUGAUGAGUUUGACGUGUUCAGCAGGGACUCGGUGGACCUGAGCCGGGUGCACAAGGGCAGGAGGAAGGAGGAGAGCGCGCGGAGCCUGCUGAACGACAAGCGCGAGGUGCUGGCGCAGCGGCAGCGCUAUGAGCAGUACAGCGUGGUGGUGGAGGAGGUGCCACUGCAGCCGGGCGAGGGCGCGCCCUGCCGCGGGGACGACUACGAGGACGAGUACGAUGACACGUACGACGGCAACCAGGUGGGCGCCAACGAUGCGGACUCGGAGGACGAGCUCAUCAGCCGCAGGCCCUUUACCAUCCCUCAGGUGUUGAGAACCAGAGUGCCCGGCGAAGGGCAGGAGGACGAGGAGGAAGAGGAGCUGGAGGCUGCAGUCGAAGCCCCCAAGCCCGACCACUUUGUGCAGGACCCUGCGGUGCUGCGGGAGAAAGCAGAAGCCAGACGCAUGGCCUUCCUGGCCAGGAAGGGGUACCGGCAUGACAGCUCCACAGCGGUGGCCGGCAGCCCCCGGGGCCACGGGCAGAGCCGAGAGACAGUGCAGGAACGCAGGAAGAAGGAAGCCAGCAAGGCCACCCGAGCCAACCACAACCGGAGGACCAUGGCUGACCGCAAGAGAAGCAAAGGCAUGAUACCAUCGUGA
This is a messenger RNA of Rangifer tarandus platyrhynchus (Svalbard reindeer), 2244 nucleotides long. NCBI's taxonomy places the organism in Eukaryota, Metazoa, Chordata, Mammalia, Artiodactyla, Cervidae. The record is from the annotation of a GenBank genome assembly.